GUUUCUUGCCCUUGCACACUGCAUCGAUGCCACGCAUGCGCACGUGGUGGAGCAGCGGAAGUAGCCGGCUACGUGCCUGUUCGCGAUGAUGAAAACUUCUUUGGAGCCAAGGAUUGUUAGCCCAAGAAAACGUCUACCGCAUGUUUCCCUAACACACUUCGUCUUCUUGUAUCUUAACAGCAGUUAUGGUUAUCAUUCACACGCUUGUAGAAUGCCACUCAAGACUUGUCUAGGCACUUGUCUACAGAAUGUAGAUGUCAGUGGCUCUCCUGGAUAAUUGAUUCAAGCAUUAUGGCAUCCGCGAUGGAGGAAUCUGCGCCACAACGGCGCAGCGUCGAAGGAGUCGAUGGAUGCGGGCCAUCCUUGGCUAGCCUGCAAGAGCCUGCUGUAGACGCAAAUGCGAAUCCAGCGGUGGCACCGUCUACGUGUCCAAGUGGUAGAGGAACGCGAACAAGUGCAGGACACUCACUGUUAAACUGGUCGCCGGCUCAAGCACCGGUGACAAUUUCCCAGUCUCUGCUGAACUCGGCAAUAUUGAAAAGCGCAACGACCAAGGCGAUCAGCUCCACUUUGAUUGUGUCGCCGGACGUUGUAGGAGCGGGUGGACUUUCUUCCCAACAACUGGCUUCGUCCUUGUUGGGCAAUGGGAACUAUGUUAUUCAGUCGGGUGGGGCGCCGGCACAAUUUGUAGGUGUGACAAGUGGUACUGCAGCAGCUGGCUCGGGCAAUGUGCUGCAGGAGUCUCCGGCCUUAUUUGGUGGAGGCAACUACAAUACGGGGAAUCAAAAGAGAAACUCACUUACUUCGGGGAACAGUUUGCUGGAUGCUUCUCCGCGUGCGCAGUUUUGGGCGAAGACAUUCUCAGAGAACUUCAAGAAAAAAAAAGCAGCCCGGCUAACCAAAGGGGUCGCGGGAAACAGUGCAGUGACCAAGACGGAGUCACGCAACAGUGGGAACGAAACAGCAGCUAGUACAAAACCAGCUGAGCGAUCAGGAGAAGGAAGGCAAGACCCAGCGACGGUUUCUCGACGUACUGAGUUCUUCAUUCAUUACUACUUACUUACCUUCGGCUUCGUGUACUAGUACUAGAUACAGUAUUAUUUUUAUCUUUGUUUUACUGGUAAUACAACUUGAAAGAGUUGUUCUUUGUUGGUGCAGACAAAAGUAGAUCCGUACAUGUAUUCAGGGCCUUUAUGAUCUACAACUUGGCAAUCAUGUAUUUGCAAGACGAAUCCAACCGGCCCCACCCCAAAUAGUCGCUGCCUACCGACGCAGUACUACGUUUCAUGCGACAGAGUUGGAUAGAUUGCGCACCAGAGACGAUGGCUGCGUACAGAAAAAUGAUAAUGCCUUGAAGAAGCAUGCUAGCAUGGAGGAUGAAGUUUGGGACCCUUUCGACAAUUCCGAUAGUGACAGUGACGACCGGUACUACAUCGCAUCGAGUUUUGGAUUGUCAAACAUGCAAGUAUGUAGCUACACUAACAUUGAAAACUGAGUUGAAGGCAAACAUGCCAUUAAGUCAAAUCUCUACCUCAGGCGCGAGACCCUCGCGGAAAUUUUGGGUGACCUGCGGUGGGAAGGCGAUCAGUUCAAUAUAAAGGAGAAGCUGCCGCGAUUAUUGCCGGAUCAGAAUUUGAAUCUGGUUAACACUUUUGAUUUCCGCGGAUCUAUCUGUCGCAUGCGUCGUCUUCAAAAUUCGCCUAAGUCAGAUCGGCGACUGCGACAAAAGAUUGUGGCGCGCCUCGAACGACACUGGCUCGAGAGGAGGCGACAGCAAAGGUACAGGGAGUGUGCUAAUGAGUCCACAAUUUUGACGUUGAGUGAUGGCGUAUUCUUAGUUUAGAAUAUGCUUGGCAAAUGAUGACCAUGUUGAUUUGAACCAAGAUGCUCAAAAGGAUUGAGACAAAUUGACAACAGCGACUUACUCCUACUACUACAGACGGGAUGUUAUCGAGCGCAAACGCAGAGCAGAGGAAGUCGGCUUGAACAAAAUCGUGCCCAAGGCGACUACCGAUACUGGGCACCAGGAUAAUCCUCAGGCCCGAUCUUCUUCUCCUGCAAAUGGUACCGGAGCCCUAGCCCUUUCUUCUAGUACAAGUCAUGGUGGGACUACUAGCACUACUGGAGCGAGCAGCGAACAAGACGACGACGAAGGCCAAACAAAACACCCGUACAUGGAUCCGCCUUCGCCGACAACGACUGAGCCUGGCCUUGAGAUCGAGCUGCACGCACCAGAUUUGUUAGAUGAUGAUAUUUUCCAGCAGUUGUUACAUGGCGGAAAGCAAAGCAAAAAAUCUAUUCUGCAGACAAGGGUUGACACGGCACUGGAUCAAUUCGAGCGACGGCCUAGCCGUGCUGUCCAGCGCGGCCAAACCGGGCUGGUAAUGGCCCCUCCGACAGAGAGAAUCUCAGCUCGCAAAAGGCCGCCGAGGAGCUAUGUGAAGGACCAUAGGAUGUGGUGGCAGAAUCUCCCUUUUGAUAUGCUACCGAAAGAACAUCGCAGAGAAGAGAGGAUACGACGAAGGCGUCUUGAACGCGGCAAAAUCGCUCUUGACACGUUUCUUACCUCAUCGACCGCAGCGCGGGCCAGCGCACUGCCUGCCACGUAGAUUUUAAUCAAGAAAACGUAACAAGAAUCUAGUACUCGGUCGUGUAAUUUAUUUUUUAUUGCAGAUGACACUUCACAAAGGGCACGUACUUGUUACAUCAAUGCCGAUCUUCACGUCCUUACAAUCAAAACAUAGUAGUCGCAACAAGGGUCCGUUCGAUGUCCUGCCUGAUGUAUAGAAAAUCGAGCUGCUCAAAUGUAUGCUAGUGCUACUUGAAUUCGGAACACCAAUUGAUACAUACUCGUUUUUAUUUGGUCCCACCAGUGCUGCAUAGUUACCCCACUAAAAGUAACAGACAGUGAAACCAAUAGUAUGGAAUGCAUCACAAUGCUCCAUGUAUAACCGAGCAUCCUCUAGUUAUAUCACUGUCAAUCAAAACUACCUUCUGAGAAUAUCCACUUGAACCGUAUGGAGAAAUCUUAAUAUCUUAACAGAAGUGCGCAUUAAAUCUAACGACUUUAUGGCUAUGAGUGACCGGCACUCUUUGAAGAAACAAAGUCAAAUAGAAAUAAGGAGAUACAACCGAAGCGCUUCUUCAUCAAAUGAAGCAAAAAUCGAAAGUAGUAGC
Messenger RNA from Amoebophrya sp. A25, 3177 nucleotides. The record is from the annotation of a GenBank genome assembly. NCBI's taxonomy places the organism in Eukaryota, Dinophyceae, Syndiniales, Amoebophryaceae.